AUGGCUACAACUCCAGCCAACGACAAACCUUUUGGCAUCAGCCAAAUCAAAGCGUACGUUCCCAUCACUCUCGACAUGACCAAGCUCAACUACGACAUGUGGCGUGAGCUCUUUGAAACUCACUGCAACAGUUUCGGAGUUCUCGGUCACAUCGACGGAUCCUCUGCUCCCACCGCUGAAACCGAAAAAUCCUGGAAAGAACACAAUGAUUUGGUCAAGAUGUGGAUCUAUGGAACCAUAUCUGACUCAAUCCUUGAAACCGUUCUCAAGCCAAAGUGCACAGCCAACAGCCUCUGGCUUGCGAUUGAGAAUCUCUUCCGUGACAACAAAGAAGCUCGUGCAAUGCAACUCGAGAACGAUCUGCGUACCACGGUGAUCGGAGACAUAUCUAUCCACGACUAUUGCAAGAAGCUCAAGUCCAUCUCCGACCUCCUGACCAACGUCGACUCUCCAAUCACCGACAAGGUUCUUGUGAUGCAUCUUCUCAAUGGACUAUCUGAGAAGUAUGAUAGCAUCAUCAAUGUUAUCAAGCACAAAUCUCCGUUUCCCGGAUUCAUUGAGGCGCGAUCGAUGCUCCAACUUGAAGAAGAUCGUCUUGCGAAGCACCACAAGCCGAAUCCCACCAAUCACCUCACAUCUUCUGCCCCUGCCGUUCUCUACACGACGUCCGACAACAGAUCUCGUGACGGAAACGGCUCCACCAACAACAACGGCGGCAACUAUGGCGGAAACUACCGUGGUAACGGAAACUACAGGGGUCGUGGUCGUGGACGUAACAACAGAGGACGCGGUGGUUGA
This is a messenger RNA of Microthlaspi erraticum, 798 nucleotides long. The record is from the annotation of a GenBank genome assembly. Lineage: Eukaryota; Viridiplantae; Streptophyta; Magnoliopsida; Brassicales; Brassicaceae.